Messenger RNA from Blumeria graminis f. sp. triticale, 696 nucleotides. The record is from the annotation of a GenBank genome assembly. NCBI's taxonomy places the organism in Eukaryota, Fungi, Ascomycota, Leotiomycetes, Helotiales, Erysiphaceae.
AUGUAUUCUUUUCAAAGGUCAGGCUCCACCGCCAAAAUUGAUCCGCAGUAUGAGCCCUUCAUCAGGCAUUCAGACGUCGAUACACUUCCGUCCAUCGAAGAAUACCCACACGAGAUUAAUAGAACACCUAAGCUACUAGCUAGUGUGUUUGGUAUUAUUGCAAUAACAUCGACCUUUUGGAUCAUGGUCAUCGUCACUAUCAAUCAUCCUUUUGGAACCAAACACGCACCCGGCAGCUGGGACCGCCACAACAUCACAUCUAAUGCACGACUCCUGGAAUGUGGCAAUUCCACCAUGGAAGCCAAAGCCCUCGGCUGCCAAUAUGAUGUCUUACUUAAUAGCUGGGUACCAGAGCCGUGUCUGGAGAGGGAUUUCAUUGAUGAGUAUCUGGACGAUGACAGCUGGACUGCUUAUCGCGAUGAGGCCAUGACCCAGCCAAUCCCGACCAUUGAGGAAAUGUCAGAGAUCGAACUCUACUACACCUCACUGAGAGAUCACAUGAAUCAUUGCGCUAUGAUGUGGAAAAGACAGUUUUGGGUGCUCUAUAAGGAAAAACCUGCCAUUGAUACUAUGAGUGCCAGCCCCCGCCAUACCGACCAUUGCGCUCUCUUCCUCGCCGACUCACGCGACGUUAAUCUAACCCAAUCAACCAAAGUCGACAGAAGUUUUGCGGGCUGUUGGAUCAGGGAUAUUUGA